Messenger RNA from Cornus florida, 2158 nucleotides. RefSeq names its product transcription factor ICE1-like. NCBI's taxonomy places the organism in Eukaryota, Viridiplantae, Streptophyta, Magnoliopsida, Cornales, Cornaceae. Gene Ontology annotation, cellular component: nucleus. The record is from RefSeq and is a predicted model, not a curated record. The transcript has 4 exons. The coding region runs from base 241 to 1857 and encodes 538 amino acids. Gene Ontology annotation, biological process: regulation of DNA-templated transcription. Gene Ontology annotation, molecular function: protein dimerization activity; DNA-binding transcription factor activity; sequence-specific DNA binding.
AAAGCAGUACCAGCAGACAGAGAUAACUACGAUGUGGUCUCCAUUCACUCCACAGUAUUGAUACUCUUAACGUUCAAACUUCGAAUCUCUCUCUCUCUCUUCAAUUUCCCAUCAAAUUUGUACUCUGAAAAGCUAAUACCCUUUUUUCUCUACCUCUGCGCCUUCCCCCUCUUUCUCACUCUCUCUCUCUCUAAAGAAGGAACAACCCAGAAAAGUAAAGCAGAGGAGAGAGAGCCUGAAAUGCUACCAAGGGCUAACGGCGUCGGUUGGAUGGGAGGAGAAGAAGAUGACGCAGUUUCGUGGACAAGAAACAACGAUGGAGAUACAAAGGACGACGACAUGAACGCUUCUCUCUCUACCUUCAAAUCCAUGCUCGAAAGUGACUGGUAUAUAAACAAUGCUCUCAACCCAUCUCACCAAGACAUCCACACCAUCCCAAACCACCAUGAAUUCAAGGACAUGAACAUGACCUUCUGUUCAAACCCAACUGACCACAAUCUGUUGUUACAACCAAUGGACUCGUCCUCCUCCUGUUCUCCGUCACAGGCGGCAUUUACCCUCGACCCAUCACAGAUUCAGUCGUUUUUGCCACCUAAAUCUUGUUUCUCUUCACUCUUUAAUGUUGUUUGCAACAACCCUUUUGACAAUGGCUUCGAUUUGGGCUGUGACGCUAAUUUUCUUGCACAUCAGAGCUCGAAUUCCCCUGUUUUGAUGGGUUUCAAUAGUUUGAGUUCCCAAACUCACAUGGCCACUCCGGAGUUGAAUUCCAACUCUGAGUUUCCGACCAACCGUUUGCUGCCGAUGAUUGACAACAACAACAACGCCAUUGGCGGCACGUUUGCUCCUCCGACUGGUUUCGAGGGGUCCGGGGAUGCUCUGAUUAUGAACAGGUCUAAGGUUUUGAGGCCUCUUGAAGUUUUACCACCGGUUGGAGCACAGCCCACACUCUUUCAGAAAAGAGCGGCGUCGAGGCAGAAUUCUGGUGGAGCCAACAAAUUUGGGAAUUUGGGGCUUUUGGGGGGUUCGACUUCAAUGGGGAUUGAUGGGAAUUGGGGAAAGAGAGAGGAUGAUGGAGAAUCGGAGAAGAAGAGGAAGAGAAACAGUGAGGCCGAUGAAGUUGAGGAAGCGAGUAUUGAUGUUUCAGGUCUGAAUUAUGAUUCUGAUGAGCCUCCUGAGAAUAAUAAGAUGGAUGAGAUUGGGAGUAUUAGUAUUAACGGUGGAAAUAACUCAAUUGCAAACAGCACAGUUACGGUUGGAGAUCAAAAGGGGAAGAAGAAGGGACUUCCAGCAAAAAAUUUGAUGGCAGAGAGGCGUCGGAGGAAGAAGCUCAACGACAGGCUUUACAUGCUUCGCUCUGUUGUCCCUAAGAUCAGCAAGAUGGAUAGAGCUUCAAUACUUGGGGAUGCCAUUGAGUACUUGAAGGAGCUUCUGCAAAGAAUUAACGAUCUUCAUAAUGAACUGGAGGCGACCCCACCAGGCUCUUUGCUGACGCCUACGACAAACUUCCAUCCAUUGACACCCACCCCACCCACACUUCCUUAUCGCGUCAAGGAAGAACUAUGUCCAAGCUCGUUACCGAGUCCUAAAAGCCAACCUACAAGGGUGGAGGUAAGGGUGAGAGAAGGCAGGGCUGUCAACAUCCACAUGUUUUGUGCUCGUAGACCAGGUCUGUUGCUCUCCACUAUGAGGGCUCUAGACAAUCUUGGGCUGGAUAUUCAGCAAGCUGUCAUCAGCUGUUUCAAUGGGUUUGCUUUGGAUGUAUUCCGAGCUGAGCAAUGCGGUGAAGGCCCUGACGUGCUGCCUGAACAGAUCAAAGCAGUACUUCUGGAUUCCGCUGGGUUCCAUGGUGUGAUGUAGCUAGCUAGCUAGCUCGAAGAUUUGGAGAGAGGUUCGAAAGUAAUUUUUGUUUUUUCCAGCGAUGUGAUAUGGAACCACCAGCUUUGCCUAAAUGUGAAUUGAUCCUGCAAGACCAAAUUGAUCAAGUAGGGCAGCAAAUUUUCAUCAAGAUGUGUAGGUUAUUAAUUUAGUUUCUUUAAUAUAUGAUGCAGAAAAGAACGGGAAGCAUUGUGUGCUUAUUUUCUGAAUUUUCUUUUUGUGUGUAUUGUGUACCUGAGUAAUGGCAGGAACUUUGGGAACCGACCUACUUAUUCUUCUUCUU